AUGAUAACGUUGUUUACAUAUCAUGAUAUGCAAGCACUUUGCGAAGAUCGAUUUCGACAAGCUUUAUAUAGGAAAAUAGAAGGAGGUUAUUUGAAGUCGCAAAAUGAAAGAAAUUUAGAUUGCAUUGUUACAUUUCAAACUCAUUCCAUAUUGCAAAGAUUCAUGUUGAGAUUUGAUCUUUUACAAUUAGAUUGUAACGAUCAUUUAUACAUAUACGAUGGAGCUCAUGCUGUAGAUAGUUAUAAGCAUGAUUUUUUUUUUUUUUUUUUUUACACGUAA
Messenger RNA from Pediculus humanus corporis (human body louse), 279 nucleotides. RefSeq lists its product as uncharacterized. The coding region runs from base 1 to 279 and encodes 92 amino acids. The transcript has 3 exons. The record is from RefSeq and is a predicted model, not a curated record. NCBI's taxonomy places the organism in Eukaryota, Metazoa, Arthropoda, Insecta, Psocodea, Pediculidae.